CAUAGUAACGUUUACACAAGAGGUAGUAUAAUAAACGAAGAUUUUAGCACGUCGAGCUAGCGAACUUCAGGCAGGGAAUGAAUCUAAAUUACCUAACGAGUUGUUUUGAUGCGUUUUAAAAGCCACCGUGGCAAGCUAGGAGUGUGAUGUGAUUAUUUAAUAGGAGUAGAGAAUGUGCCUGCAGUCUGUAAACUUACACCGCCUGGUUGCACGCUUAUGGACAGGCUACAUUAAAUAAAAAAUAAAAAACAGGUUUAUUGAAUGUUAAUCCACUUAUGCAAGCUAGGUUGCUACUGUCAAGACAAGGGUGUGCCGAUGUACACCACAACAUUUUGUUUAGCCUACUGUGUUUUCAUGUAAGUGGAGUUCGCUAACCAUAGGCUAGGCUAUAUGACAGCUGAUUGAAAGACGGUUUGUCAAUGAAAUCAAGCGGCUUUCGUUGAAUAAGUUAACUCGGUUACUUUUUCUAGGCGUUGAAGCUGGUAAUGUGGCACCGUACGAAAGUCUAGUCUACGGACGUACCUUUCAAGUUGGAAGUAGGCUAUUACGUUUGCAUGCUAACCUUACAUUAACGCUGUUACUGGUGGAAUGCAGCAUGCCAUAACUUUAGCUAGCGCACUAGAUUUUGUGACGAAAGAUUUAGGGCAAACUUGGUGGCCCUCAAACAUGACUUAGUUAUGAAAUUAUCGUUUGUUGAUAACUGAUUAACUCCAGUGAUUCAGACCAAAAUAUAAAAUUAGCUACCUGGUCGGCCACGGAGCGGAUAUUUUUGGGUUAUGUCUAGUUUUAGUGUUCCACCUUUGGGCAACCUUCCACAGUGGCCUCGAGUUGGAAGCCUGCACAAAGCCCAUUUUCCACGGCCACUGCCUCGAGACCGACUGCAGCCACUGCCCAAUCUACCUCGCGUGGACUCCCAGGUGGCAACUUGCGCACAAGGCGUCGUGGAUACGAGGGUGGCAUCGCUGGAGAGAGAUAUUCAUUUCUUACAGCAGCAGCAUAAAGAAACAUUGGAUAAAUUGCACGGUGAAUUGGACGGUCUGAAGCGGGAGAAUAAAGAGCUUCAGUACCAGCUGAUCAUGGAUCCACCUCACAAUAACAGAAAGGGCACCAGCAGAAGAGCCAAUCACCCGAAUCACAGAGCAGAACCUGAGCCCCAAGAGGAAGCCUCCCAAGAGCGAGCCCUGUGCGAGAGCCCCCACUCACAGCAAGCUACCCCCAGUAGCGGCACAGAGCACAGUGACGCCAUCUCAAAGAGCACAGACACCACGGCCCCUUCCGGGCCCGAGCCGGAGCCCCCGAAGGAGGCGACGGGAGGCCUCAUCACCUCCCUGCAGCCCCUGCGGAUUCACUGCAGUCCCUCGCAGCCCCCCCGCGCCCCCACCCUGCAGGAGUGCGAGGUCAUCAUUAGACAGCUGUACAACGCCAACAGCCUGCAGUCUCAGGAGAUACUGCGGGUGAAGGCUGCUCUGAAGGACAUCAUGUUGAGCAAAAAGAUUUCCCCCGAGACCUACGUCAUGACCAAGGCCUACCUGGCCGACAGCAGCAGAACUGAAGAAAACGAGAGGCUUCCGAAACUUCAGCUAGAACCCUUACCAAAGAGACUGGAGGGGUCCCGUCUGGGCCUGGCCGAGCGAGAGAUCCUGCCGUCCCUGAAGCAGAGCCUGGCCGGGGGCGUGGCGGAGCGACAGAGGAGGCUCCCGGCCCUGCACAGGGGCCGUCCGAGGAGGACGGUGCUCUGAGAGGGACAAACCGCACCGAACGGCACACUCCAGGACGCCAAAGACACGGGACGGAGCCGCUGGCACAAAUGCAACGGCAUCAACACGAUACUCUCUGCUAUUCAAAAUGUCAUUUUCAACUGCCAUCUGCUUUUAAAAAUAUAAACCAAGAUGAUCCAA
Molecule: messenger RNA, 1898 nt
Organism: Conger conger (European conger)
Lineage: Eukaryota; Metazoa; Chordata; Actinopteri; Anguilliformes; Congridae
Gene: ccdc74a
Exons: 7
Coding region: 777-1739 (320 amino acids)
Source: RefSeq, a predicted model, not a curated record